GCUUUAACACAGUUUGUGCCUUUAACUGUCUGUCAUCAUUCGGUCAGUAUGGAGCUCCCUCAACUUCCUCUUGUGCUCUUGCUGAUUUCAAACAUCCACUCUGGACAAACUGAAGAAAGAUCAAAAGCCAAAGUGAGCAUUAAACCUGAUCAACAUGUAUUCAGAGGAGAGACAGUCACUCUCAGAUGUGACAUUGAUGGUGAAGGAGUCACAAGCUGGAAGUACAGCUGGUAUAAAGACGGUUCAGACAGUGUUUUCAGUGAACUACAGGAACACAUAUUCAGUUUUGUUACUGAGUCUGACGCAGGUAAAUAUUCCUGUUAUGGAGCAGAGAGAGGAGGAUCACGAACAUCACACAUUAGUGAUGAAGUUACACUGACAGUAUCAGAUAAACCCAGAGCAGUUUUAAGUGUUUCUCCACGGAAGUGGUUGACUGAAGGAGAUCCAGUGACUCUGAUCUGUGAGGUUAAAGGUUCCUCUACAGGCUGGACAUUCAGCUGGUUCACUCGAACUGUUUCAUCAGAUUACAGAAAUCGUUAUCAGCUUCUCUCAGACAGCAGCAGAGGAGCUGGAGGAAACUACACGGUCAGUUCUGCUGCUCUAAAUCACACAGGAGUUUAUGUGUGCAGCGCAGAGAGAGAAAAACCACCUUAUUACACAUGGUACAGCAAUGAACAACCACUAUGGGUCACUGGUGUUUCUCCUCCAGUCUCUCUGAUCAUUAGUCCCAACAGAACUCAACACUUCACAUCUGUCUCUCUCUCUCUGAGCUGUGAGGACCAGAGUAACUCUGAAAGAUGGACAGUGAGAAGAUACACAGACAAUGAGCGGCUGGAAGAUUGUUCAUCAUCACACUGGGGAUCACAAACAGGAUCUACAUGUACAAUCAACUCCACCAGCACAUUAGACACUGGAGUGUACUGGUGUCAGACUGAAUCUGGAGAGAUCAGUCAUCCUGUUAAUAUCACUGUACACCCUGGUGUGAUUCUGGAGAGUCCUGUUCAUCCUGUGACUGAAGGAGAUUCUUUGACUCUACGCUGUUUAUAUAAACGCUCAACUCCACCAAUCCUCAGAGCUGAUUUCUAUAAAGAUGGAUCACUCAUCCAGAAUCAAACUACAGAGAUGAUCAUCUCUACUGUCUCAAAGUCACAUGAGGGUUUCUACUACUGCAAACACCCAGAGAGAGGAGAGUCACCCAAGAGCUGGAUCUCAGUCACAGAUAUUCCCAAACCAACUCUGACUGUUGAGCCACAGAGUUCACUGUUCACUGGAGACUCAGUUACUCUGAGAUGUGAGGUAGAUCAAAUAUGGGAUAGAUGGGAGUUUAUCCGGAGUAGAGACUCAAACACUGAAUCUACUGAAGCUGCAACUAAAACAAUCAAUUCAGUGGCAGUCUCUGAUGGAGGAGAGUACAGGUGCAGAGCACAAAGAAGAAGACUUUACACAAAUUACAGUGAACCACUAACAGUGACAAUAUACGAAAGACCAAAAGCCAAAGAGACCAUCACACCUGAUCAACAUGUAUUCAGAGGAGAGACAGUCACUCUCAGAUGUGACAUUGAUGGUGAAGGAGUCACUAGCUGGAAGUACAGCUGGUAUAAAGACGGUUCAGACAGUGUUUUCAGUGAACUACAGGAUCACACAUUCAGUUCUGUUACUGAGUCUGUCGCAGGUAAAUACUCCUGUUAUGGAGCAGAGAGAGGAGGAUCACGAACAUCAAACAUUAGUGAUGAAGUUACACUGACAGUAUCAGAUAAACCCAGAGCAGUUUUAAGUGUUUCUCCACAGAAGUGGUUGACUGAAGGAGAUCCAGUGACUCUGAUCUGUGAGGUUAACGGCUCCUCUACAGGCUGGACAUUCAGCUGGUUCACUCGAACUGUUUCAUCAGACAACAGAAAUCAUUAUAAGCUGCUCUCAGACAGCAGCAGAGGAGCUGGAGGAAACUACACGGUCAGUUCUGCUGCUCUAAAUCACACAGGAGUUUAUAUGUGCAGCGCAGAGAGAGGAAAACCAGUCUAUAACACAACCUAUAGCAACAAACAGCCACUAUGGGUCACUGGUGUUUCUCCUCCAGUCUCUCUGAUCAUCAGUCCCAACAGAACUCAACACUUCAUCUUGAUCUCUCUCUCUCUGAGCUGUGAGGACCAGAGUAACUCUGAUAGAUGGAGAGUGAGAAGAUACACAGAAAGAUGGGGGCUGGAAGAUUGUUCAUCUCUGUGGGGAUCACAGACAGGAUCUACAUGUACAAUCAACUCCACUGUCCCAUCAGACACUGGAGUGUACUGGUGUCAGUCUGAAUCUGGAGAGAACAGUCAUCCUGUUAAUAUCACUGUACACCCUGGUGUGAUUCUGGAGAGUCCUGUUCAUCCUGUGACUGAAGGAGAUUCUCUGACUCUACGCUGUUUAUAUGAAUAUUCAACUCCACCAAUCCUCAGAGCUGAUUUCUAUAAAGAUGGAUCACUCAUCCAGAAUCAAACUACAGAGAUGAUCAUCUCUACUGUCUCAAAGUCACAUGAGGGUUUCUACUACUGCAAACACCCAGAGAGAGAAGAGUCACCCAAGAGCUGGAUCUCAGUCACAGUUCCCAGAGCAGUUUUAAGUGUUUCUCCACAGAAGUGGUUGACUGAAGGAGAUCCAGUGACUCUGAUCUGUGAGGUUAAAGGCUCCUCUACAGGCUGGACAUUCAGCUGGUACACUCUAACUGUAUUAUCUGAAAACAGCAUUCAUUAUGAGCUGCUCUCAGACAGCAGCAGAGGAGCUGGAGGAAACUACACGGUCAGUUCUGCUGCUCUAAAUCACACAGGAGUUUAUGUGUGCAGAGCAGAGAAAGGAAAACCAGUCUAUAACACAACCUACAGCAACACACAACCACUAUGGGUCACUGGUGUUUCUCCUCCAGUCUCUCUGAUCAUCAGUCCCAGCAGAACUCAACACUUCACAUAUGUCUCUCUCUCUCUGAGCUGUGAAGACCAGAGUAACUCUGAUAGAUGGAGAGUGAGAAGAUACACAGACAUUUGGGGACUGGAAGAUUGUUCAUCAUCACGCUGGGGAUCAAAAACAGGAUCUACAUGUACAAUCAACUCCACCAGCACAUCAGACACUGGAGUGUACUGGUGUCAGACUGAAUCUGGAGAGAACAGUCAUCCUGUUAAUAUCACUGUGCACUCUGGUGUGAUUCUGGAGAGUCCUGUUCAUCCUGUGACUGAAGGAGAUUCUCUGACUCUACGCUGUUUAUAUCAACGCUCAACUCCACCAAUCCUCAGAGCUCAUUUCUAUAAAGAUGGAUCACUCAUCCAGAGUCAAACUCCAGAGAUGAUCAUCUCUACUGUCUCAAAGUCACAUGAGGGUUUCUACUACUGCAAACACCCAGAGAGAGGAGAGUCACCCAAGAGCUGGAUCUCAGUCACAGAAAUACCAAAAGCCAAAGUGACCAUCACAACUGAUCAACAUGUAUUCAGAGGAGAGACAGUCACUCUCAGAUGUGACAUUGAUGGUGAAGGAGUCACUAGUUGGAAGUACAGCUGGUAUAAAGACGGUUCAGAUGGUUUCUUCAGUGAACUACAGGAACACACAUUCAGUUCUGUUACUAAGUCUGACGCAGGUAAAUACUCCUGUUCUGGAGCAGAGAGAGGAGGAUCACGAACAUCACACAUCAGUGAUGAAGUUACACUGACAGUAUCAGAUAGACCCAGACCAGUUUUAAGUGUUUCUCCACAGAAGUGGUUGACUGAAGGAGAUCCAGUGACUCUGAUCUGUGAGGUUAACGGCUCCUCUACAGGAUGGACAUUCAGCUGGUACACUGUAACUGCUUCAUCAGGUAAGAUAUGAUGUGUUUCAUGUGGCGUGUAACAACAAUGAGUUUUACAUAGUAAUUAACUCAAAUGAUAUAUAGGGAAUUUGAAUAAUUAAUCAAGAAUUUGAUUAAUAUAUAUCUCAGAUGACAGUUACAUUUAAUUUUAUUGA
Carassius auratus (goldfish) is the source of this 3963-nucleotide messenger RNA. Its product is annotated as Fc receptor-like protein 5. Gene Ontology annotation, molecular function: transmembrane signaling receptor activity. The record is from RefSeq and is a predicted model, not a curated record. Gene Ontology annotation, biological process: cell surface receptor signaling pathway; immune response. Gene Ontology annotation, cellular component: external side of plasma membrane. NCBI's taxonomy places the organism in Eukaryota, Metazoa, Chordata, Actinopteri, Cypriniformes, Cyprinidae. The transcript is spliced from 19 exons. The coding region runs from base 49 to 3828 and encodes 1259 amino acids.